Molecule: messenger RNA, 2958 nt
Organism: Nymphaea colorata (pocket water lily)
Lineage: Eukaryota; Viridiplantae; Streptophyta; Magnoliopsida; Nymphaeales; Nymphaeaceae
Product: zinc finger protein CONSTANS-LIKE 9
Exons: 5
Coding region: 884-2182 (432 amino acids)
Molecular function (GO): protein binding; zinc ion binding
Source: RefSeq, a predicted model, not a curated record
UUUUUGUUGUGAGUUUCUGUUGAGAUUUUGGAUUCGGUGAGAGUGAGUUGAGAUCUGCUGGAAUUGUCGGAAUUUUUUUUUGCUGUCUGUGGAUUUUUGCCUUUCGGACUCCACUACUGGUGAUUCCAGUAGGUUUCCGAUGAGAGAAUCUAUGCUUCUGUGUAGAAUCUGCAGCUGACGGCGUGAAUUUAGCUGCGAACUUUGGCUCUGUCUCUCGGUUUAACGAUUUUGUGUAAACAUGACGCUUUUUGUUAGGAGAAUCAGCGGCAGAAUAGUGUUUUUUUCGUGUCUAAAGGUGGGAUUUGUGAUUGAGGAUUGCUUGAAUCUGUUGAGUAUUGUGGGCUCUUGUCGGGGAAAAAGGUACUAAGAUUUUGUACAGAAGACGACUUUCAUUUUCGGGCUAAUUUCUGUUUGGAAAACUUUAGCCGCAGCCUCUUUGGUUUGAUGAAUUGCCCAAAAAAUUGGUUUCUGUUUAGCAGUGUGAUUUUUUUUUUUUUUUUUGGGCUAACUUGACGUUUCUUUUUCUUUCUUCUUUUUGGGUGAUUUAGGCCUUCGCCGGGGUACUUUUUCUGGUAUUGCUUAAUUUUUUUUUUUAAAAUGAUUUGAUAGUAGUGCUUUGGCGUUGGUUUGGUACGUGAAAAUUCAGCUUAUAUAUUUUCUUUUUUCGUUUUUUUUUAGACCUUUCUGAACAUGAGUUCAUCAUCAGAGCUGUCAAAGCCAUGGAUCGAGGCGCCGUGUUUCUCCAAUGUCCACUGAAAACAGUUGAUGACAAGCCUAAGAGGUUGAAAUUUCAGAGUGAUUAAGGUUGAUAAGGAGUCACAUAUCUUGCCAACUCAAGGAGUCCAAUUUCUUACCUCUGAUUCUCUGGAAUAUUUACAAAAGAAUGGGUGUUGUGUGUGACUUUUGUGGAGAUCAAAGAUCUGUUGUUUACUGCAAGUCAGAUGCUGCGUGCUUAUGCCUUUCAUGCGACCGGAAUGUUCAUUCAGCAAAUGCACUUUCUCAACGCCAUUCUCGGACGCUGUUGUGUGAUGGAUGCAAUUCACAACCGGCUAGAGUCAGGUGUAUUGAAGAAAAAGUGUCAUUUUGUCAAAACUGUGACUGGAACAGACAUGGUGGUUCAACUACAACUUCUGAACACAAGAGACAGGCAAUAAACUCUUAUGCUGGCUGUCCCUCUGCUGCAGAACUUUCUAGAAUAUGGUCCUUUAUUUUGGAAUUUCCUUCUUCUGGGGAUUCUAAACGUGAACAAGGGAUGACCUUGACAAGCAUUAACGAGGAUAGUGUCACCAACUGUUGGGAGCCUUCAAGCAGCAACACUCUGGACCUAACUAUGCAGAGCCAACUAGGAGAGAUGGAAACCACAGAUAAAUCCAGUUUUUGGAUGGACUCUUCACCAUUGCCCCCAUUAAACUCUAUGCCAUUUGGUGUGGAUCAACAAGAUGGAAUGUUAGACUCUGCUCUACAAAAGUUAUCGUGUGAUGGAAUGAAGGACCUUGGAAUUUUUGAGGAUGAAGAGCUAUAUGAAGACUUCAAUAUGGGUGAUGUAGACCUAACGUUUGAGAAUUAUGAAGAACUUUUUGGAAAUUCCCAGAAUAACUCUCAACUUCCUUUUGAUGAUGGUGGUGCUGAUAGGCUGUUAUUGGGGAAGAAUGUCUCUGCGGCCAACUCAAAUGGAAGAAAUGAGAUUGUCUUAGAGGCUUCUUCUUCAGCAGCAGAUCAUGCAUCAAUUGAUGAGUCCCUUCUUGCUCGUCCAGCAAAAAAAUUGCAUGCAGCAUGCAGAAGUGUGGUCUCUGAUUCGGUAAUGCCAAGUCAUUGCCCUGACACCGAGACAACUCUUUGUCUGCCACCAAGACAAGCAUGUUCGAAUUUGUCACUUGCAUUUUCAGCAUUGAGUGGUGAAAGCAGUGCUGGAGAUUAUCAAGAUUGUGGGAUGUCAUCUAUGCUCCUGAUGGGGGAACCUCCUUGGUUUUCUACUGGUUCAGACAACUCACAUACUCAAGCGAGCAGAGAUAAUGCUGUCAUGCGUUAUAAAGAGAAGAAAAAGACUCGCAAGUUUGAGAAAAAGAUAAGAUAUGCUUCUCGUAAGGCCAGGGCUGACAUCAGAAAACGUGUGAAGGGCAGGUUUGUCAAGGCUGGCGAUGCCUAUGAUUAUGACCCACUCUCUGAGACGAAAAGCAGCUGAAUAGAGAAAAGCAUCCUCAAUUAAAUGCCUGAGCGAAAUGGCAUAUAACGGAUGCAGAAUUAAUGUAGACAUUUGUGCGAGGUUUGUAUAUUGCCAGCUCGAGAGCUUUCAGUUACCUCCAUGAUUGUUCUUCCACAUAAAGAUAAAUGAUGGCAAUCCGGAAGACGUAUGAAAUGUGCACAUGCAGUGUCAAAAUUAAUUGAUGCCUAAGCUAUAGGAUGCCCACAAAUAAGCUUCUAACUGUGUUUAUUCUUGAGGAAGAUGCAGAAAAUGUAAGGACGUAUAUCGAUAAAAGCCAUUGAAGAGAAGGCUAAGUAUGCGAAUGCAGGCUGACUAUUGGAAGCAAAGGCAAUAAGAAAAAUGUUAGCGUACAAGGGAACUUGAUGCAGCAUAUGUAAACAUCAGCAUUUUUCGGCAGCAUUUUCCCCAAAUGAAGUCUGGAAAAUAGAAAAAGGAAAAAAGUAAAUGAAAGCACAGGAGAAUCGGAGUUGCAGUUUUGGAAGUUUUGCCAGAAGUAGUUGACCCUUUCUCUUAACCUCAAAAGAUUUGAGUGCUCCACUCAAUUUUGUAAAUAUUUUGCAUUGGUAUCGAACACUUCUAUUUAUGUCGAAACUCAUUUAUGAGAUUAUGGGCCUUUACUUCCCCAUACUGCUGCAUCUUCUGGUGCUGUUGCAAGAAUAAUAAUGUGUACACGAGUAUGGCAAUGCUAUGGACCCGUAUAGCAAACUUGAAUUUUUCCUUGUAUAUAUAGUUGUGGAACUACAUUCUUUUUUUUC